Molecule: messenger RNA, 345 nt
Organism: Coprinopsis cinerea okayama7#130
Lineage: Eukaryota; Fungi; Basidiomycota; Agaricomycetes; Agaricales; Psathyrellaceae
Exons: 3
Coding region: 1-345 (114 amino acids)
Source: RefSeq, a predicted model, not a curated record
AUGGAACACAGUGGAUAUGUCGAUAACGACAAGUUUCAUGUUUCACUAGCACGAUGGAUUUCAAGGGGCACGCAUAGUUCAGGCUCGUUUGGACAACUACUUCUUCUUGAACACCAGACCCACCGCAUCCGUCUUCUGCCCACUUAUGCCCGGCGUAUCGACCUUUUCACCGACCCCGAGACGUACGGUGGUUACGACCAACUGAUCAAAGUCCCUUCGGAGGACAUGGAUAGACUUUUGGCCCAGUAUGACCGUCCUCAGCUCUUCCAUCCUUCGCUCAAUGCUACUGUAGGUUGGGAUGUAUUCCGACGCAUGGUCAUGGCCUAUCUCCCUCGUGUAUCCUAG